This is a messenger RNA of Botrytis fragariae, 1422 nucleotides long. RefSeq lists its product as uncharacterized. The transcript is spliced from 2 exons. Bases 1 to 1422 code for a protein of 473 amino acids. NCBI's taxonomy places the organism in Eukaryota, Fungi, Ascomycota, Leotiomycetes, Helotiales, Sclerotiniaceae. The record is from RefSeq and is a predicted model, not a curated record.
AUGAACGAUUCGGACUCCGAUGAUUGCGAGAAAGAACACCUCAGGAAAGAAAAUGAAGAAUUGAAAAGAGAAUUAAAAGCAUCAACAUUACAUCUAGCCACAUUGGCGCACAAAGAAUACCAGGUACCCGAUGGAUCGAUUAGAGAAGACUAUCAGAGAAUAUGUCGAGCGUUUGAGACAUGGAUUGAUUACGCAUCCUCUGACGGGCCUGGCGACUUCAAAACUAAGUUCAGAGAUGCUCUCAAGUCUGAGGAAAAGACUUAUACGUUGAGAGCUAUUGGUAUUGAAUACCAACCUCCAGCGGCCUCGGACCCUAAAUUAGAUUGCCUGAAGAGUUCAGAUAUGCUUCAUUACCUCAUUCUAUCACUCUUGAUUGGCAAAUACGUCUUCUAUGCAAUCCUGAAGAGGCAAUAUCCACUUGGCGUUACCGAAUCUCAAGAAGAUACGUUGCUUGGUAUUGAAAAAGAGAUGGUUAGGAUGGGAAAAGCAAAAUCAAAGAUCAGCCAGUGGAAAGCAGAUUCGUUGGCUGCAUUAUGUGCUUCCAGAGAGUACAAAGAUGAACAGUCUAAACUUCUCUCUCGUCUACAAAAUGCUCUCGAGAGAGACUUAUCGUUCUGGUUUGACUUUGGCCCUUCUUCAAGAUCAAAAUCUCGACUUCGAACCGAAAUUCUAGAACCUUCUGUCAAACUCCAUUUGGAGAUGCAAUGUUCAACUCAAAAUUAUGAGUUUGUCGACGAGACAUACUUCCAGUCCAGACGUAACUCUAGCAACGGAGAAUAUUCACUUGAUGUUGUGAAGGAGAUUUCGACGUGGAAAACAAUAACUAGUGACGGCACCGAAGAUGUUUUUCAGUGUGUCUACCCUGGCUUGGUGGUGCACAGCAUGGAAACUGAAGAUGUAUCAGAGCUGGUAGGACCCAUUAUGGCUGUCUACAAGAAAACUUUCGGGCAACACGCAAAACGAUCAACUACAUCCUCUUCUGUGAAAUCCUCUUCGCGCGGGGACAACCUUCCGAAAGAAACGCGAGAACCCAAACAGCAGAAAACGACAACCAGCGCAUUGAGUGGUUUUGCAAAUUCCUUAUUUAGAGGUAGUGGCCGAAAAUCAGGAGACGACCGACAACCCCCUGAACAAUCAAUAUGGCGUCGACGUGCGUCUCGUGAUACAGGAUCGAAACAUUCUCAGCAUUCUUCCUCGAGCUAUGAUGAGGCUAUGAGCUAUACGAAUUCCAGUCAGCCUUUACAAGGCUGGCCUGCACGUGGCUCUCCGACUAAAUACAGCCGUAUUCUGACUCCUGAGCCACGCGCCAAGGAUGAAGCAAUUUCACAACCUGAGGGUUAUGAAGUCGUAGAAUAUACUGCAACUCCCCAACAGCCUUAUGGUUAUUAUCAAGGUCGACCCAGUGUUUCAGAUGGAACAUAA